This is a messenger RNA of Aspergillus caelatus, 1605 nucleotides long. Its product is annotated as FAD/FMN-containing protein. NCBI's taxonomy places the organism in Eukaryota, Fungi, Ascomycota, Eurotiomycetes, Eurotiales, Aspergillaceae. Gene Ontology annotation, molecular function: FAD binding; oxidoreductase activity. The record is from RefSeq and is a predicted model, not a curated record. The coding region runs from base 1 to 1605 and encodes 534 amino acids. The transcript is spliced from 8 exons.
AUGCUCCAACAUCUCCUCACAGCCGUCGGCAUUCUCUCCGUCGCAACUGACGCACAAACGCAGCCCCGGCGCCGAUGUGCCUACGGAGACGACUGCUGGCCAGAUAUUCAAACAUGGAACGACUUCAACGCCACCGUUGGUGGAAGACUGAUUCGCUCCGUACCCUCUGCAGCAGUGUGCCACACUGAGCGGUACAAUGCAGAGAAAUGCACCGUCGCAAAGGAUAGCUGGCUGGAUAGCUUCUGGAGAACGAACCAAACAGGGGCAUAUGCUGCUACUGUAUGGGAAAUGGGACAGACUGGACAGUGUUUCAUUAAUACAUCUGUCAGUGCGCCGUGCGACCAAGGGAUAGUACCAUAUUAUAUGGUGCGUGCGGGGAGUAUGGAGGAUAUCCAGGCCUCUGUGAAGUUUGCAAGUGAGAAAGAUCUCUUGCUGGUGACGAAGAAUACUGGUCAUGAUCACCUCGGCCGCUCAAGCGGAAAAGGAUCGUUUGGGAUCUGGACGCAUAAUUUGAAGGGCAUUGAGUUCCACGAUUCAUUCACGUCCCAGGGUGCACCGGCUGACACUAGUGGUAUACCCGCAGUAACCUUACAGGCGGGUGAGCAAUGGUUUGACGUGUACCAAGCCGCCGCAAAACAUGGAGUGUUGGUCGUUGGCGGUUCGGCGCGCACCGUUGGUGCUGCUGGAGGAUAUGUCCUUGGGGGUGGCCAUUCGCCCUUUGCGCAUUAUUAUGGUCUUGCAGCAGAUAAUCCGGACUAUUUCUGGGCUGUUCGAGGUGGAGGUGGAAGUGCCUGGGGUGUCGUCACAUCGGUCACCUACAAAACUCAUCCAGUCCCACAGAACCUCACAAUGGGUCUAGUCCAAUUAAACGCAACGAACACAUCUAGCUUCAAACGCGUCAUAGCGGAAUCUGUCAAGCUGCUACCGGCUAUCACAGAAGCGGGCUACACAGGAUACGGGACGCUAGAAAAUGGUUUCGCCGCUCUCUUCCUUAAGCCCAACGGUACAAUCGCAGAUUUCAAUCAAACGUUUGCUCCAUUCUUUAAUCUGUCUCGGCUUCCAGGUAUCCAGGGAGAGGUCGCCGCGUAUCCGUCGACCUGGGACGGAUAUGUAAAAACCUUCCUUCGAGACCCUAAUAUCGGAACGAAUAUCCAGGACACAUCCCGGUUGCUGACAUCUGAGGUGAUUCAGGAAAAGGCGGAAGAGUUGGCAGAGUUUAUAGUGAGUAACAAGCAAGGGGGGGCAGGGUUCAAUUUCAUUGGUAAAGUCAACAACGAUGAGCGCGACAAUACUGCCGUGCAUGACGUCUGGAAACACAGCCACGGUCUUCUGAGCGUGUCUGUGGAUUGGGCAGAUACCGCCACAGACAGCGAAAAACAGGAAAAGCGGCAUCAAACUGUACAGUUGAGCAAACGACUUACAGGAAUAGUCGGCUCAGAGGGAGGUACAUAUGUGAAUGAAGCCAAUCCAUACGAACCCGACUGGCAAAAUGUCUUUUGGGGAAAAAAGUACGACCGGCUGCUGGCGAUCAAGCAACGAGUGGAUCCCACACAGUUGUUUGUGUGCAAUCGUUGUGUCGGCACCGACGUCGUGAUCCAGCCAUAA